Molecule: messenger RNA, 247 nt
Organism: Ochotona princeps (American pika)
Lineage: Eukaryota; Metazoa; Chordata; Mammalia; Lagomorpha; Ochotonidae
Product: thymosin beta-10-like
Exons: 1
Coding region: 1-132 (43 amino acids)
Biological process (GO): actin filament organization; regulation of cell migration
Cellular component (GO): cytoplasm
Molecular function (GO): actin monomer binding
Source: RefSeq, a predicted model, not a curated record
AUGGCGGACAAACCCGACAUGGGAGAGAUCGCCACCUUCGAAAAGGCCAAGCUGAAGAAGACGGAAAUGCAGCAGAACACCCUGCCAACUACAGAGACCAUCGAGCAGGAGAAACGGAGCAAGAUUUCGUAAGAGCCUGGGAGGAGUCCCCCACCCUCCCCGUGGUCUUCGAAGACCCCAAGGUGUGAUUUGGAAGAUGAGGCACCUGCAAGAUGGAUGCGAGCCACAAGCUGCACUGUGAACCCGG